This is a messenger RNA of Scheffersomyces coipomensis, 1622 nucleotides long. RefSeq names its product alpha-1,6-mannosyltransferase (gene MNN11). Gene Ontology annotation, cellular component: mannan polymerase complex; Golgi membrane. The record is from RefSeq and is a predicted model, not a curated record. Lineage: Eukaryota; Fungi; Ascomycota; Pichiomycetes; Serinales; Debaryomycetaceae. Gene Ontology annotation, molecular function: alpha-1,6-mannosyltransferase activity. The coding region runs from base 240 to 1568 and encodes 442 amino acids. The transcript has a single exon. Gene Ontology annotation, biological process: protein N-linked glycosylation.
CUGGAACUGACCAGAUGAACACAUCCAGGAGUAAUUACAUAGUUAGAUCCCAUAUCUUAUUCAAUUCAUUCUACGGAAACAUUAUAUACCCUUUAUAGACAUACUGGGCUAGUCAUUCACCAAGAUCAAUUGUUACUUUGAAGUCAAGAGUAGGAGUUUGACCGUUAGACUGGCAGUAUACACAAAUCGAUCGAAUCAACUUAAAUCACACACAUAUCAUAUCAUUUUGAAACAGUAUAAUGUUUGGAGUAUCAGGUGGACCUGAAUUCAAACCUCGAUAUAACAAAUCAAAGAAUGGGUUCUUACCUCUUCCUGCCACUUUUAAUAGAAUUCGAACCUUUCCUCGAAAGAAUUUCCUUGGAUUAAUAGUGGUUAUAAUAUUCUUUUGGUUCUUUCUUAAUCCAUUUCAUUUCAUAGGUAGUUUGUUCACUGGAGGUGAAUUCACUCAUUAUCCACCUCCAUAUCCAUUAACAAGUACUCAAACCAUAGUUACCAAUUCAAAAUAUAUAUAUCCUCCCAUUGAACAAGCACCUUUAUUAAGAGAAUUAACGGUUCAUAAAUUAGUUAAAGAAUCUAGAAUUAGAGAUGCAAAUUUCCCUGAAAUUGAAAAAAAUGUUAUCACUUCAUUAAAUGCUUUUGAUGAUCCUGAUCCAAUUGUUCAAAAACAAAAAGAAGCUGAAGAAAAUGCUAUUUCAAAUUUAUCAGUUGCUAAAAAUACAUUUAAAAAUCAUGAUAAAGUUGUAUUUAAACCAGGUAAAAAUCAAAAUUAUCCUGAUAUUAUUGUGGUCACUGCCGUUGAUUUUGAAAAAUAUACUCUUGAUGGUUUAACUAAAAUCGUUCAAAAUAGAGUUGAUUAUGCUCAUAAUCAAGGUUAUGGUGUUUAUAUUAGAUGGUAUCAAGAAUUUUUACCAAUCUUAAAUUCUCUUACUUAUUUACAAUUAAAAGAAAAAGCUAAAUGGGUUAGAAUUUAUUGUUUACGUGCUGCUAUGUUUUCAUUUCCUGAAGCUAAAUGGUUUUGGUAUAUUGAUCAAGAUGGUUUAAUUAUGGAUUUAUCAGUUGAUUUAGAAGAAUAUAUUUUAAAUCGUGAUUCUUUAGAACCUUUAAUGUUAAGAGAACAAGCAAUAAUUCCUCCAAAUGGGGCUAUAAGAACUUAUAAAAAUGCCAAAGCUGAGAAUAUGAGAUUAAUUAUAACUCAAUCAGAUUCAAAAGUUGAAACUCAAUCUUUAAUUGUAAAAAGUGAUCCUAUUGGUAAAUCAAUUUUAGAAAUUUGGGGUAAUCCUUUAUUCCUUAAUUAUCCAAAUUUCCCAUAUGGACCAGAUUCUGCAUUAACUCAUAUUUUACAAUGGCAUCCUUAUGUAUUAAGUAAAACUACUAUUAUAAAAUCAAGACUUCUAUCAUCACGUCAUGCGGAAAAGAAUACUCCAGAUAAUGCAAAAACCAAUACUCAAAAUUACUUCGAUGGUGAUUUUAUAGUUACUUGGGCUGAUUGUGAAUCUCCUGGUAGAUGUGAAAAAGUCUUGGAUAAAUAUCAUCAAAAACUUAAAGAUUCUCUGACUAAAGCAACUUAAAUAGACAAUUUUCUCUUUUCAAACAUUCAUUCAUUAAUUUCAUAUAGGUCUAUA